Trichechus manatus latirostris (Florida manatee) is the source of this 1449-nucleotide messenger RNA. RefSeq names its product interferon gamma receptor 2 (gene IFNGR2). The transcript has 6 exons. Gene Ontology annotation, cellular component: plasma membrane. NCBI's taxonomy places the organism in Eukaryota, Metazoa, Chordata, Mammalia, Sirenia, Trichechidae. Gene Ontology annotation, molecular function: protein binding; cytokine receptor activity. The record is from RefSeq and is a predicted model, not a curated record. Gene Ontology annotation, biological process: cytokine-mediated signaling pathway. The coding region runs from base 1 to 885 and encodes 294 amino acids.
AUGGAGGAGAGAGAAUUCUGUGGAUUGAAAUCCUUUUUCCUUUCCAGCACUGCUAGCGAGUGGGACGACGUGUCAGGGGUGAACUGCAGGAAGACCACGGAGACACGGUGCGACUUCACGGCAGCCGGCCUCCUGCAGGGUUUUCCACGGCAUUUCAACGUCUCUUUGCGUGUGCAGGCUGAGCUGGGAGACCGCGUCUCUGCCUGGGCGACGGUGCCUUGGUUUCAGCAUUACCGGAAUGUUACCAUUGGGCCCCCAGAAAACAUGGAGGUGGCUCCAGGAGAAGGCUCGCUUAUCAUCAGGUUCUCUGCCCCCUUUGACAUUGACACUUCCAUGGUCACGUUUGAGUAUUACGUCUAUUACUGGGAAGAGGCUGGCACCCGAAAGGUUAAAGGCCCUGUCAAGAGCAAUUUCAUUUCGUUGGAUGACUUAAAACCCUUACGUGUAUACUGUUUACAAGUCCAGGCGGAACUGGUUUGGUCAACACAAGGCAUCUCUCUGCCUGGGAACUUAAGCAACACAUCUUGCCACAAGACAACACUGGACGCUGCUACUAAACUCGAACAAGCCAUCCUGACGUUUGUGGGAGCCUCUCUGUCAGUGGUAUUGCUGGUGGGAGCCUGUUUCUUCAUGAUCCUGAGAUACAGAGGCCUGAUUAAAUACUGGUUUCAUUCUCCGCCCAAGAUCCCAUUACAAAUAGGAGAGUAUUUAAAGGACCCAGCUCAACCUAUUUUGGAGACCUUGGACAAGGACAGCUCGCCGAAGGAAGAUGCCUGGGACUCUGUGUCCAUCAUUUCGUUUCCAGAAAAGGAGCAAGAUGCUCGCCAAAGCACUUUGAACCAAAGCGCUGGCCCAGCCCAGCUAUCCCCGGAAAGAGGACACUGAAGCCACCAGGGCUGCUGAUGCUGCCGCCUGGGGCUUACGAAGACCAGUACCCCUACGUUCCUGCAGCUGACAAGGCCGUAUUGGCGUCUGGUGAGAGGGAAUGGGUCUGGGCCAGAGAGCAGCUUUUUUUUUUUUUGCCUUUAAACUAAGAAUUUUCUAAUUCAUACCAGUCCUAGAAUGAUUCUACAAAGAUGUCCCAGCAAAAUUAAGGUUUCUUUUUUCUUAAACACUAAAAAGGCAUGUAAUUAUUUUUUAGCAAGAUGGCGGUGGUACACCUCCAGUAUUUUUUUUCAGUGUUGGCUGAGAGGGAGGCUGGAGAGGAGAGAACAGUGGGCUGGAGGGACUAGAGGCCGGGUUCUCUCCGGGACCUGCAGAGGGGCUGGGAGUGGUGGACGCGUCUCAGGGCCUCGCCAGCGUUCUCCAACCAGGGGAGCCAAGUGGCCCUUCACAUCCAGUCUGCUGAUUUAUAAAAUGUGACUGAUCCUGUACGUAUCUUCCUAGUAAUUUAAGUUUUUCUUUUUUUCAAGCUAGAAAUAAAAGAUUGUAUAGUCAGUUUUUUACAAA